This is a messenger RNA of Lodderomyces parapsilosis, 1677 nucleotides long. Its product is annotated as sugar porter family MFS transporter. The record is from RefSeq and is a predicted model, not a curated record. The transcript has a single exon. Gene Ontology annotation, molecular function: carbohydrate:proton symporter activity. Gene Ontology annotation, biological process: transmembrane transport; carbohydrate transport. Lineage: Eukaryota; Fungi; Ascomycota; Pichiomycetes; Serinales; Debaryomycetaceae. The coding region runs from base 1 to 1677 and encodes 558 amino acids. Gene Ontology annotation, cellular component: plasma membrane.
AUGUCACAAGAAGAUAAUCAUUCUGCAUCCACAGCAGAUGCAAAUUUAAACGAAAUUGAAGCCAAAUACGAACAAGAACAACCAUUAGAUGAAGAAGAAAAACUAGAGCACAGCGCUAAUGAAUUAAAUCAAAAGCCACUUAAAUCCUAUAUUGGGGUUAUCAUUAUGUGUUUCCUAAUUGCUUUUGGUGGGUUUGUUUUCGGUUUUGAUACUGGUACUAUUUCCGGUUUUAUCAAUAUGACUGAUUUCAAGAGAAGAUUUGGUCAACAGAAAUCAGAUGGUACUUACUACUUUUCCAAUGUUAGAACUGGUUUGAUUGUUGCCAUGUUCAAUGCAGGUUGCGCCAUUGGUGCUUUGUUUUUGUCAAAAGUUGGUGAUGUUUUUGGACGUAGACUUGGUAUUGCUGGUACGAUGAUUAUUUAUGUUGUUGGUAUCAUUGUGCAGAUCUCAUCUUCAAACAAGUGGUACCAAAUAAUGAUUGGAAGAAUCUUUACCGGUAUUGCUGUUGGAUGCUUGUCUGUUUUGUGUCCACUUUUCAUUUCCGAAGUUUCCCCAAAACAUUUGAGAGGUACAUUGGUUUGUUGUUUUCAAUUGAUGAUUACAUUGGGUAUCUUUUUGGGUUACUGUACUGAUUACGGUACCAAACAAAGUUACUCUGACUCGAGACAAUGGAGAAUCCCAUUGGGUUUGUGUUUUGCAUGGGCUUUGUUGUUGGUUGGUGGUAUGAUUCGUUUACCAGAAUCACCAAGAUACCUCAUUGGUAAAGACAAGAUUGAUGACGCUAAACAAGCAUUGGCCAGAACCAAUAAAGUUUCACCAGAUGACCCAGCUUUAUACGCUGAAUUGCAAUUACUUCAAGCCGGUGUUGAGAGAGAAAGGUUGGCUGGAAAUGCUGGAUGGUUGACCUUGAUCAAAGGUAAACCAAGAAUCUUUGAAAGAGUUGCUGUUGGUCUUAUGUUGCAAUGUUUACAACAAUUGACUGGUGAUAACUAUUUCUUCUAUUACAGUACCACCAUUUUCCAAGCUGUUGGUUUAGAUGAUUCAUUUGAAACAUCUAUUGUCAUUGGUGUUAUCAACUUUGCCUCCACUUUCUUGGGUAUCUACUUGAUUGAGAAAUUAGGUAGAAGACAAUGUUUGUUGGUUGGUUCAGUUGGUAUGUCAAUUUGUUUCUUGAUUUAUGCAUUGAUUGGUACCCAACACUUGUACUACCAUGGAAGCAGUGGCGCCACAAGACACCCAGAUGGUGAUGCUAUGAUAUUUAUCACGUCACUCUACGUUUUCAUCUUUGCUUCGACAUGGGCUGGUGGUGUUUAUUCCAUUGUUUCAGAGUUGUACCCAUUACAAGUUAGAUCGAAAGCUAUUGGUGUUGCUAGUGCCGGUAACUGGGUCUUCGGUUUCCUCAUUUCUUUCUUCACCUCCUUCAUCACUAGUGCAAUCCAUUUCUACUAUGGUUUUGUUUUCUUUGGAUGUUUGUUGUUCUCAAUCUUUUUCGUUUACUUUAUGGUUUACGAAACAAAGGGACUUAGUUUGGAAGAAGUUGAUGAAUUAUAUGCUGCUAAGGUUGUCCCAUGGAAGUCAAGCAGUUGGACUCCACCAUCAGAAGAAGAAAUGAAGCAUUCGACAGGUUAUGCUGCUUAUGCUAAACCAGAAGAGGAACAUGUUCAAGACACUGUCUAA